AUGUUGGUGACAUUCUACUCAAAACAAAGAGAUUCCAAGAAACGGAAGCGAGAAAAUGACGAGCCGAUCAAAUCUGAUGAUCUUUUUGAUGUCCCGCAAAGUUAUGACCACGAACAGUCUGAUGGUAAGAUGAAAAUUAUUGCAAGUAGAAAUGAUUUUUCCAGACACAAAGUUUCCAAUAGAUCUAGAAAUGGGUGUCUUGUAUGUAAAGUGAGAAAGAAGAAGUGCAACGAAGUUAAACCCGUCUGUUCAGAUUGUCAAAGACUAGGUAAAGAAUGCACUUGGAGCGAUCCAUGUGCAAUGUCCGAGCAAGAGAUGAGAGUUUUGAAGGAAAAAAUUGAAAAAGAAGAGAGCGAAUCUAAACUCAGAAAAAGGAAGAGUAGAAUUCAAGAUACACUGGAUAUGCGGGACAUUCUGGAUGAUAUUCUUAAUACAAAGGCGAACAUAAAGGUCGUGACGGAGCCAUUUAAGAGUAAUGGUAGUGACGGAUAUCUAUUGCUGGCAAAGAAUAUGAAGUAUUCUUCGUCAUCACAUAAAGAAACACGACUUGGAAAUCAUCCUUCCACAGAGGUACUAUCCUCCUCCAAAAAUUCUUUGAUGUUAAAUCUUCCCCUCAUUGAGCUGCGACGAGAUUCAAAUGAUACAAAGAAAAAAGUACGUAGGAAUAAUGAAUUGGGCUAUACAGGAACACCACCUUUUUUUGAUGAAAUCGUAUCUCCCAAUUUGUUUGAAAUCUUCGGAAACUUUGAUACCCAGGCUCUCGCUUCGCCUUCAAGUUCUACAUUCGAUGAGCUACUUGCUAACUUUAAUUGCACAAUAAGCCCAUCUCCAACUCUUCCUCCUUCACCCUUUCCGGAACUAUCCAAAAGUGCUCUCUACUUGUAUGAUUACUACGUUCAAAUAUUAUCUGCGAAGGUCUCAAUAGCACCAAUUUCUCAAAAUGAUUCCAACUCAUACCAAAAUGUUUUCUUACCUUUGGCACAGAAGGACAAUGGAGUGUUGAAAGGAAUAUUGGCGUGGGCUUGUUUCCACUUGGGAGGGGAGUGGACAAAUGAGGGCCGAAAGUAUGUUGAAGAAUCGCUUGAUCACUUACACGUUACUACAAUCGAAGGCAAAUCAGUAACAAAUUAUAAGGAAGCGAUCUUGAACAAGUUAGCUACACUUUUGAUUCUAUGUGCUGCCGAGAUAUGUCGCGGUGAUGUAAAAAAAUGGCCCCUUUAUCUUGAAUGGGGCUCAAAGAUAUUACACUCCAAUCGUCAACUUUUGAAUUUCAACAGAACUAGAGAAGAGAAUUGGAUAGUAUCGAAUUUUGCUUAUCAUGACCUUUUAGCUACUUAUUCGAGCGAAAAAGGGACAUUCUUCUCUUCGGAUGAUUAUGUCAGAAUCUUCAAGGAACAAAAACGGCUUUUAAAUGGUAACUUGGAUCCUUUGCUUGGCAUUUCAAAACAUUUAUACAUUCUAAUAGGAAACAUUGGCAAUUUGGCUCUUCAAAGUCGGAAGUUUUCAGAAUCAUACUAUAAUGGAAAGAAUCUGUCUGAAUGUUCAGAUGAAGAGUCUAGCUUUAACGAUGAUGAACUGAUACUUCAACUAUCAGGUAUUAUAGAGACAGGAACCAGCUUGCUCAAUGACAUAGAUAAUUCAAAACCGGAUGCGAAUGAUUUAAUUCAUUUGACGGACCAGGAUUUGGAACUACAGUUAACGCUAUUUGAAGCUUUUCAAAUAAGUGCAAAGUUGUUCUUGAAACAGUCCGUUCUAAUGUGCAAUCCAUCAUAUCUUGAAUGCCAAGUUUUGAACAACGCAUUAAUGAAAUGCCUUAACAUACUCAUUGGCUCACGCGUGCAGGCAUCUCUAGUAUUUCCUGUGUUCAUUUGUGGCAUUCAUUGUAUAACUAAUCGUCAUAGAGAUGCAAUAAGAGAAUUAAUUGGGAGGUUUGUCAAACUGUAUGGGCCUUGGAAUAUUACUAAUAUCAGUAUGGUGAUCGAUAGGGUUUGGUCUGAUAAUCCACAAGGAGAUAAAUUCGUUAACUGGCAUUCAAUAUUGAGGGAAUUAGGUUGGGAUAUCAACUUCGCUUAG
Messenger RNA from Priceomyces carsonii, 2073 nucleotides. It is a transcript of the gene UGA3, whose product is annotated as Uga3p. Gene Ontology annotation, biological process: positive regulation of transcription by RNA polymerase II. The transcript has a single exon. Gene Ontology annotation, cellular component: nucleus. Lineage: Eukaryota; Fungi; Ascomycota; Pichiomycetes; Serinales; Debaryomycetaceae. The record is from RefSeq and is a predicted model, not a curated record. Bases 1 to 2073 code for a protein of 690 amino acids. Gene Ontology annotation, molecular function: zinc ion binding; DNA-binding transcription factor activity, RNA polymerase II-specific; transcription cis-regulatory region binding.